CUGCAAUUUUAGGCAAUUCUACUUCCUGCGAUCCCCACCGCCAUCGUCGUGUAGAUGCACCAGCUCCUGCAAUAAGAUAAAUCAGACGCGACCAACCAAUUGCUCGUAUCUACGAAUUAGCCCCCGAACCAGGACCUUCAUCUUCACGGCACUGGUCUUGUAUACCCCCGGCAGGGAACACCACGAUCCGCGAUAUUCUGCGCGCACUGCACUUCGUGCCCCAGGUAUCCACACAGUAGAUCAGCGUGAUAUUCGUGGGCCUCGUCCUUAGCUCCACCUCUUCGCUAUUAAUUGUUCUCGCCAAGCAGCGGCUCCGUGGGUACACGCGCCGAGGCUUGUUGCCUGCAGCAUCACGCAAGAACGUGCCUGCGCACCAGUUACGCUUCGAACUGUGGGUAGUGCAGAACGGGAGGCGACAAUCGAUGCGUCUCUCGAAAUCACGACCUUUUUUCCUCGCGGGCACGGUCGUUCUCCUGUGAACCCUCGACGACAUCGUCGUCAUCGCGAUCGCAGCCGUCGCCUCUGCCUUCGCCGUUCUAUCCAUCGCUUUCCGUCGCCGCCCUCCUCGACCUUCGUGGGCCCGCCCGCCCGCACUUCGAACUCGAGUGCCCCAUGGUGCUCGUCGAUGAAUGGCGAGUCAUGGACAGCAUGCCCUCGUUCCAGCAGCAGCAUCGUCUGAAGCUGCUCGUCGUCGUCUUCUACGCGCGCACCGCAGAUACGGACACGUUCAGUGCGAAACAGUGGUGCCCGUGCACCCUCAAGGCAGUCCUGCAUGUUCACUCCCACCCUGCGUCCGGUUUCAGAAUCAGAACCCCCGAGCUUGCUAUUCGAGCGUGGACGGCACUGGUUCUGAAGGUCGUCGAUGUGAUCGAAAGCCUCGUGCUCGUCCUCGCGGGCCCUAAAACGUUUGCAACGACAUGUGCAAAGGGCAUGAAGCUCCUCAUGGAGAGCAGCAGGCUCUCCUCGAUGUUUGACGAGAGGGAUAGGCCUGCGUGGAACUGGAGGUGGGCCGCACACGCGAUGUUAUCAGGGGGCAGGGAGUGCGCGCAAACCUACAGACGCACCGCUGAAAGCCUCAUCAAGGACUACUCGUACGCUAUUGACGACAUCCCAGGCGCGCGCGUCGACAUCGUUGGUAGCGUCAUAAGCCUGAUAAUUGUGUGGUGGAGCGUAGACUGUCUGAUGAGAAUCCCGCCGAAGACGCAGGCGAACCCGAGGGGCCUGUUCAAGAUGGAGCAGGAGGUGCUCAACAUGUCCGCGCUGAUUUUCACCUGACCAGGCGUAGAAAUGUGACAGCUAUUCCUCUCUCAACUCGUCCUGAAUCGUAUCAAGCAUCCUGCGUCCUCCCGGUUGUUAACCAAGGUGUACACGUACGUUUUGUGUCAAUACAGGAUCAAAUUCUUGACAGUGAGGCGUCUAUCACUCGAGCAACCCAGCGUAAGGAGCCCAGCUGCGAGUUGUUCAUGGGUCCUGGCUAAUUACCUCCCGUUCGACUUCGGACAUACCAACGAAUGGGCCCUGCAGCAAACAUGAUGUCACUCGGGAAAAGCUAUCACGCAAAACCUACCAUACGCGAGGCUCGUGGCUGUCCCUGGAUCGGUCACGGCACCUGUGGCGACUUUGCGUCGCAACAUCCCGAAUGAUAUCCGCUCUCGAAGCCCGGUCCCGAGCUUACCCAGUGGGGAGCUCAAGUAGUAGCGGACCAAAGGGGUCUGCAGAUCUCACUGGCCAGGCCGACAUUAAAGACUGCCUGCUCGCGCAUAGCGGCCAAAGGUAAGAUUGUUCUGCUCUUGCCGCUCAUUGAGUCCCGCGAAUCCAAGUAGGUCUCUCCUCCUUGACCCUCAACGGCUUCGUCAGGCAGACAUAUCAGCUAUUCCGGAUUGACAAGUUGCCCAUGCCGAUGAUUGCUCGCGCCCGCGAACCAGUUUCUGGCACUGAACGUCUAGCUCCACAGUGCAGAGCCUCUGGUCCUCUGGCGAUGGACAUCACAAGCCGCGCCUUCUCGUCCAUGCCGCCCUUUGUGCCCCAGACAACGUGGUCUCCUUCAUGAGCUUUCAGCUACACUUUUCGGCAUCUUCGCCCAGCAGUACGUCACGUACAUGCGGUGCAACUUGCUACUUCCGUCGCCGUGCGGCAACGCGCUCGUACGCUAGAUGCUCCUCAAGACGUGAGAAGCGCACAUGGGACUCUGCAGCCGCUUCUGCUUUUUUUUUUUU
Messenger RNA from Phanerochaete carnosa HHB-10118-sp, 2216 nucleotides. RefSeq lists its product as uncharacterized. NCBI's taxonomy places the organism in Eukaryota, Fungi, Basidiomycota, Agaricomycetes, Polyporales, Phanerochaetaceae. The transcript is spliced from 7 exons. The coding region runs from base 613 to 1275 and encodes 220 amino acids. The record is from RefSeq and is a predicted model, not a curated record.